AUGGCACAGGAGGGACCAAUCAAUGUCAAAGCUCUGAGGGCCAAGUUUCAGGAAGAAGCCAGAGCCCAGGCUCAAGCCCGGGACCAACACCGACCUGCCAUUGCUGAGAAGCCCAGACGGCUCCCAUCCACUGUUCCUGGGGAGCAGGAACAAACCUGUCAUCCCCAGGAUGGAGCCCUGAUGAGCUCCAUCCACUCGGCUGUGGAGAACAAACCUGUCAUCCCCAGGGUCAUCUUCAGGGAUGGGACCAGGGUGUCUGGGGGCAAAUGGCCCGUCUCCUUCCCUGCACUUGUACUGCAGGCCAUCCCACCAAAACCACCAACACCACCACACCAGAACCGUCUCCACAAUGGUGGAAGGGACUGCACAGCGACAGCCAAGAAGUCCUUCAAAGACCGCCACUUGCCUCUCGUACUGCCUGGCCUGCCUUUGAAGGAGCAGAAAACUGAUUUGCCACCUCAUAAAGAGGUCCCGCCUCCAACAAAAUGCAAGAAAAAGGGUUUGCUGCUCCACCACCCCUUCAAGUCAACCAAAGGCCCCAAGGUUGGUGGCGAACCUGCAGACGAGCCUGCGUAUGCUGGUUUGACCACCAACAGACAUUCAGGAGCUCCAGUAGAGGGGCUUGUGAUGGACAGGAAUAAGGCUGAAGAUAGGCUGCCACUCCAGAUGGAACAUUCUAGCACGGAGUGCCCAACCUCCAGCCCAGACAUCACCAUCACCACUCCAUUAGAAGGCCCAGGUGAAGACUUAUCUUCUAUGGUUAGUGCGACCCAGUUCUUCAGCACAUUGGAGAAAGGCAAGAAACGGUUCUCACCUAAGCACCUGUUGGUGUACGCCAGGCCCAAGAGCCUGCGUUCCAAUGGGGUCCAUCUCUCAGACCAUAGCUCUACCAUGGACAAGGGAGUUCAUCUGCCCUCUAUAGAUUAUGAGAGUCAUGCCCCAGAACAUGACCUUCCAGCCCCUUUGCCUGUCAGUCUCCCGCACCUCCCUUGUGUUUCAGCUCUGCCGUUCAAGAUGAAUGACUCUUCCCGCAGACUGGAGACUGCAUCAGAGAAACAGUUUGGCCGGGAUAGAGCAGAGCCUCUGCUUGUAAAAUCUGAUGGACUUCCCCCUCCUCAUCCAGCCAGGAAACCUCUACCUGACCGGGGGUCUCUGGGACCUUUGAAACCUCCAAGACCUCCAAGGGUAGAUCUCAGAUGUUACCACCCAACCACAGAACAUCACAGAGAGUUGACUUCAGCGGUUGAACCUGAGACAUGUGAGGAUCCACACUCUGAGCCUCCAUCCAUUGCUAAUCCUGAACUGGUUGUUCCAGAGUUUCCAGACUUUGAGUUGAAUUCAGAACUGGAAACUGCAGAAGGCAAUGCAUUUGACCUUGCAGCUCUAGAACUAGAAGCUACAGAAUUUGGAACCCCUGAAUAUCCAGUAGAUCUAGACUUGGGGGUUCCAGAUUUUCUAUCCCCUGAAUGCGAGUUACCAUCUUGUGAGCCUCCAAAAAUUCCCAGCUUUGACCAACGAGCCCUGACCCUCAGCAGUCAUCAUGAUCUAGUUCUUUCAGAGUUCUUGGCUCAAACGUGGGAGUUUCCAGCUUCAGUUCUAAAACCUCAAGUUGUUUCUGAGCUAUCUGCUAAAAUGGUGCCUGUUGAACCCUCAUUCACAGAGGACACUGACCAUGACUCCGCUUCGGUUGAAUUUCCUCAUUCAGGACUGACGUUGAGUGUCUGUCAACAGGAGAACUAUUAUGAAACCUGUGAUAAUGUGUAUGAAGUUGUUGAGAACACUGUCAGUCAAAACUCACACAAACGUAAAGGCCCACCAAAGAAUCCUUAUGGGGAACCCCAUCCAGUGAAGGAGGAGCCUCGAAUGCACAUAUGGCCCCGGAAUCCAUGUAAGGAAAAACAGAGCCCUGAGAACCACGAGGACAAAGAUCAGAAGAAGAGAGAGAAGCACCGCCUCGAGAAGGAGAAGAAAGAGCAAAAGGAGAGAGAGAAAAAGGAGAAUGAAAUGAAGAAAAAAUUCAAAGUGACUGGCCAGGAGGAGGCGAUGUACCAUGCCAGGGUGACAGUGGCCAGUAAAGUGCGUAAGAAUGACCUGCCAGUGAAGAGUGGUGACACGGUUAGCAUCAUCCGAACCACCAACUGCCCCAAAGGAAAAUGGCUGGCCCGUGACGCCAACCACAAAUAUGGCUAUAUCUCUGUAAUGAAUGUGGAGCUGAAUAUCAAAGAGAUGCUGGAGCUCGGGAAGAAGGCUCAGGCUGCUGGCCGAGGAGGCACAGAGGGAGAUACCAUCAGCAUGGGGAGCAGAUCAUCUAAUCAUCAUCCCGUGCUACACAGCAGCUUCACAGAUGACGAUGAGGAGUGGACAUUAGACGAAGAGACCCUGUCCCCCUACAUGGAGAACCGCGUUCACAAUCGGACUGUCUCAAUGCCUGAUAUGCUCUGCAGCCAUGAUAGUGCCCACCACACCCUUAGUGAUGGCAGCAUAGAGGACCGCCACACACAAACCAGACAUGAGGCUCUUCAGAAGUUAGCCAUCUUCUUUCAGAACAACAAAUCUGGCAUCAGUGACACAGCAGAAGACCGAGUGCCAACCCCUACAAAGUACAGUACAGUAUUUACAAAUUGCAUUACAAAUCCUCACUGCCAUCUUUCUAUUCCAUUCUAAUUUUAAAACUCUUUCGCUUUGUCUUCUGAAGUGCUGAAGCGCCAAGUAAGUAGCUGGAUACUGACUUCUCUAUGGCUGGGUUUGCUAUCGCCUCGCAUGUCACUGUCAUUGAUUGUGGUGAGUUUGAAAAGUAAACUCUCACUCCAGCGACUGUUUGUGGGACUUUAUGUUUAUGUCCAUCUGCAGGCUUCCUAUGUGUUGUGGAGCCUCCAUACUCGUAAGUGAAGAUUGUGUGUGUGUAUAUUUCAUGCAUUAUCCUCAUUGGUCUUAAUAGCCCUUGAGGUAGUAGUCUAGCUUGGACCAAAAUGUAUGUACCUGUUUUCUAUGGCAGAGACCAGGAAGUGGUUUUUGCAGAUUUUGAACUACUUCCCCCUCCAGUUCUAUAUGCAGAUUUCCUGUGACAGCUUCACUGACUGAGAGAACUAAAGGGGAGCACAACAGUUUCUUCUCCCAUGAUUGGCUGAGUAACCUGACCGUUACUGAUGCAGGCCAGGCAGCCAGCUGACCAACCCCACACAUAUCACUCUGCCUUGGGCCUGGAGAACAUACCAUGAACUCCAGAUGAACCACUGUUGUUCUAGAUCUAUGGACUCUAGAUCUACCGUUUAGAUCCAGAUGAACCACAGUCAUUAUAGAUGUAUAAAACUAGCUUGAUAAACCAUUGUCAUAUCUUAGAUCUGUUGGAUUAAAAGCAUAGAAAUAAAAUUAAUAGAACUGUCUGUUAUAUUUGAAUGGGGAUGUCCAUUCUAUUGAUAUGCCUUUAAUCAUAUCCAAUUGCUGAAAUCCGAUAACUUUUGAAAACUGGGCCCUGAAUAUCAAGU
Molecule: messenger RNA, 3485 nt
Organism: Oncorhynchus masou masou (cherry salmon)
Lineage: Eukaryota; Metazoa; Chordata; Actinopteri; Salmoniformes; Salmonidae
Exons: 16
Coding region: 1-2664 (887 amino acids)
Biological process (GO): protein localization to plasma membrane; T cell receptor signaling pathway; integrin-mediated signaling pathway
Cellular component (GO): plasma membrane
Molecular function (GO): protein binding
Source: RefSeq, a predicted model, not a curated record